CGUGAACCGAAUAUUCCGGUGCAUUUCAAACUAUUGGAAGUUUAACAAUUUGAAUUUCGAAUUUCUGGCAAGUUUUUCCGAUACAAACGCCGUCGUUUCUUCCUCAAUGAUCUCAUCCAACUCUCCGACAGCUCAAACACCAGCUGAUUUUUAAAAUUUAAUAGCAUUUAAUUUUGGAUUUUGUUCAUGUAUUUAAGUCAACAAAAUCUUAUGUAAUCUACAUAAUUAGAUGCACGUUUCAGUUUCUAUUUAUCCUCCAAAUUGUUAUAAUAAUUGUUAUAAUAAUUACGAUCCGUUUAGAUCACCAAUAUCUCGUUUAAGAUUCAUAUAUUUUUUUUUCUCUAUUUAUACAUGAAAUAUUUCAGUGUGGUUUAUUUCAUUAUUUGCAUGGGUUCAAUGGCUCAUGAAGAGCACACCGGCGGCGGUAACAGCGGUGUUGGUGGUGGUAGUGGUGGUGGUAGUGGUAGAUCUUCUAAAAAGAUGAAGCAUGACAAAGUGCCACAAAGAGGUAUGGGUGUGGCUCAGCUUGAGAGGAUGAUAACUGAAAGACAGUUGAAAGAUGCAGGUAUUUCGACGUCGAAUUCGGUUAAAUUCCGGUUACCGGAAGUUCCUUUACCACCGCCGUUUCCCAACCGCCGCCACCCUUUGGUUUCAAAAUCUAGAUUGUAUAAUAUUGAUGGUGGGAAUUCAAAUCCGUAUCAGUAUCACUAUCAGUAUCAGUAUCCGGAGCCGAAUACAUUAACAUGGCCACAGUUUCAUGCACAAAGAUCAUCAAUGGUGAAUGUCUCAUUAGGAGCUACAUCAUCAUCAUCUGUCAUGAGUAAUAUUCAGAUAGAGCCCCCUUCAAACCAAAGUUAUUGUGCCAACAAGCACACAUCUUAUUCAGAUGGAGACAAGAUGGUUGGAAUGAAGAGGCCAUAUCCCUUUUCAAUGGAAAAUAUCCCUCCUGCUUAUCUCUCUCCAAUUUCAAAACCAGAUGAAUCAACUACAUGUAGAAGAGAAAACCUUUUAGGUUUGGGCGACGCAAAAGAUCAAAAGGCCGAGAAAUUUAUCGAGGAAAAUCUCGCGAAAGAUUUUCUCACAUUGGCUCCACCUCAAGCUUCACCUCCUUCGCAUACAAGGUUAAAAGAGAAGGUGCUGCCUUCAUCCGCAGGAGAGUUAACAAGACCAUCUUAUCAAGGUCAAACAAGAGAUUCAUCUGAAACAGAAUGGUCAAACCAACAUGCAUUGCAUAGUUUCUUUCCAGCAGCAAAGACUCAUGGAAUAGGCAAUGGUGAAGUAGGGGAACAUGUUGAUCUCAAUUUGAAGCUAUAGAAGGCUGGCUAUCCAGAUUCUUAUUCAUGUUUUAUCAUUUAAUAUUUAUUGUUGUUAGCAGUUUUGCUGUUGUUUUUCCUUUUUAUCUCACAAAUUCAAAUGUUGCUUUUUAUUUUUUUUA
Helianthus annuus (common sunflower) is the source of this 1435-nucleotide messenger RNA. RefSeq lists its product as uncharacterized. Gene Ontology annotation, molecular function: DNA-binding transcription factor activity. The coding region runs from base 352 to 1314 and encodes 320 amino acids. The record is from RefSeq and is a predicted model, not a curated record. NCBI's taxonomy places the organism in Eukaryota, Viridiplantae, Streptophyta, Magnoliopsida, Asterales, Asteraceae. The transcript has 5 exons.